AUCGCGCGCUGCGAUCCCAGGGAGUCACUGAAUCCGUGAUAAUUACUAUAUAAUUGAAAUGCUCCAUGGAUUCCAGUCUCCCGCCUGUCUCUUCCAGUCAUCGCUUGGAUAACCACCCCGGCAAGCGCGAGCCCGUCAAUCCCCGUCGCAAACGGUUGAAAAGCACGCAGUUUACCCCUGUUUUCCAACGAAGUACUGGCCGCGCCCAAUUCUACAAUCGUCGCGGGACCUUUGAAGCAUGGCAUCAGGGUCUCAGGGGCGCGAACAGAUAAUCGAUCUUCAAGGCGAGAAGGAGCUUCUUGAGGAACUUUCAGCAAGAGAACCUACCUUUCGGGAGGUCAAUCGUUUUCUAGCACAAUUCCAGCAUUCCUGCCAUGCCACCUGUAGGAACCUUGAGGCGGGAGCGGGCCCUGCUCCUCCCGAGGUCGAAAGCCGGAUAUGGGAUUCGCAUAUGAGAAUCAAUUCUCGCUUUCGGAAACUUCUUCUUCAUUUCCGCGACGAGCAGGCCCGGAAGAAACGCCCGGUUGAGGAACGAAAACUCAAGCAUCAAUAUCUAAAGUUCAUCAGUGGUGCCCAGCAGUUCUAUGAAAAAUAUCUCAAGUUCAUCCUCCUGCGAUCGAAGGUGGCGCCGGAGCUUGCAGAAGCUGCAGCGGAGCUGCGGAUCGUGCCAGUCGAUGUUCCAACCCCGGCCAACAUCGCACAGGAGUUGCGGAAUACUCUAAUUGAGUCGUGUUAUUCCACUUUUAUUAGACUGGGAGAUCUCUCCCGGUACUAUCAAACGGAAUUGGUUGCUGAUCCCAAAAGACGAGAGUGGAACCACGUGGUUAACUAUUACGCUCUGGCGGGUUCCAUCAAGCCCACCUCGGGGAUAUUCCACAAUCAACUCGCUAUCAUUGCUCGUGCCGAAGCUGACCAUCUGCAAGCGACUUACUAUCUUUAUCGUGCUCUAUGUGCGACGGAGUCUCACCCAACCGCGCCCGGAAAUCUUGAAAUCGAAUUCAGAAAGAUUCUGAAUGCUUGGUCAAAUGGAAAGUUGGCCCAGUCAAAAGAUGAGAAGGAGUCAUUGAUUUCUUCUUUUACCUUUCUUCAUGCAAUGUGCUAUAAGGGUGUUGAUUUCGCAGAACGCGAUGAUAUUGAGAAUGAAGUGCUUGACCAAAUGGCUAUCCAACUGAUAGAGGGCUCUCUGGACGGUGACCUCCUUCAAAAAUUCUGCUUGGUCAAUAUUGCUGCUGAAGCACAUGCGCGAACUAAGCCAGAUACCAACGGAAAUGCACCCACUUUCUUCCUGCAGCUUAAUGUGAAGACAUUCUUCACACUCUUGCGGGUUCUACUAGCCGAAGUGGAGAAGCUUUCCAAACCUAUUUGCCAAAUCUUGCCAGCACUACGAAAUUAUAGCUCUUGGCUAGUGGUCAACAGUUUCAUUCUCGUUUCUAAAGCUCGUGAUUCACCCCUUGGUGUGCAAAUCAAGGAGUUCUGGAAGAUCUAUGCGAACACAUUGACAUUGCUUACCUCUAGCUUCAGUGUUCCAGAUAUACCUUACCUGGAUUAUCUCCUGCAGGAGGAUCGCGACACGCUAGGAUUUUCUCCAUUGAUGCAAGAUGGCAAAUCCCCACGCUAUGUCGAUGAACAGGGAAACAUCAAACCCAGGUCAAUAGGACCUGCUAGUGUUGACCGUGUGAAAGCGGAAAUGCUAUUUCGUGUGCGGGAACUGGUUACUGAUGGUCUUGACUUGGUAGUCCGUAAAAAAAUUCCGAUCAGCCUGGCCAGCGGCUAUGACAAGAAUAUAUUCCUUUACGAAGAAGAGGGCUUUGCACAGUUUUCUACUACGACUAACUUUUCUUCGGAGAUCGCUGAACAAGAAGUGACUACCCCGAAACAGUGCGAUAAUCAUAUGGAAAAUGAGGAGUCGGCCAUGGAAUCUGUUUCACCAUUUGACGAUAUGGAUAAGAUGGUUGAUGCGCUUGUAAACUCUGAAGCCGAUCCCGGAGAAAGCUGUGCACCCAAGAGCGGAGCAGCAACAUUCCAACCGUGGCCACGUCUAUCGAUUGAUACCAAUGGAGCGUCAAUGGAUUAUCCAUUUCCUGGGGAUAAUGUGCUGCGAAGCCCCUACAGUCCAACAAUCCCGCCUGAGGCUGUAACAUCGUAUUCACCAGGCCCCCCGCUCCCAAGUAUAACGAAGACGCCGUUUACGCCGCAACCAGGGGAAGUUUCCCCGAGAACGAGGCCAUCAACGGCGACUCAUAGUGGAUUGCGUCGGUCUUCGGGAUAUGAUGUGAACCCUAUGUCGCCCUUGAAUUACACGCCUCUCCAAUCCAAUCCCGUAAUCUCGGCACAGCAUCGAUCUUCUACUCCCGUAAUGAGCCAGAACAGCAAUGGCUUUACGCCAACGGGGAGUUCAAUGAUUAACUACCAGAAUUGGCAGACUGUCCACCGAUCAUUCACCGAACGCGUUCCAUGCAUCGGUGUUCCUAAUGCCAAUGAUCCACGCCUACUUUCUUCCCCCUUUAAUCCGUCCGGUUAUCCUCCCGGAAGCUAUGCAACCUCGUCCGCGAGAGCCGCGGGCAUUAUUGGCCAAACACCUCCAAGCGGACAGGGUGGGUGAAAAGUGGAUUUGAUCAGGUUCCGCUGCCAUAGCCUAUCUCUUUAUAGUUGUUGAACGUGAAGAGUUAAAUUUAGAAUAGUCAUGCCGGUAGCACCAUUUGAACAGUUACCCACUUGUGGCAGAAUCUGACGUAACGAGACUUACGUCCGAAGCCGCGCUAUAUGGCUUUCCUGCGAUUAUGGCCUAGAUAACUAGAGGUCACCACAUUUAUUCCAGGCGAAUCGCUGUUCACUGACUGGCGCCGGCUGUAUUUAACGGCUGUCGAAUUCUGGGGGGAAAUAGAGAUAUUCCCCGGAGAUAUACAACAGCAUUCCUAGCGCUGAUAACCCGUCGUCCACCAGCCGGUCAUUGUCAUGCUCGGUGCUGCCGGUCUCCGAGUAUGUCGGGAACUCCGUCUGACAACCGAAAAUUUUUCGAAUACUCUUAGCGGCAUGAGCACCGUCAAUUUUAUCCCUAAAAUCUAGAUUGAUACUACAUUUAUUUGACAUGUACUAUUGUUAUUCUGUUUGACGAUUUAACUAAUGGAUUGAUGCUUUAUUUCUUGGA
Messenger RNA from Coccidioides posadasii C735 delta SOWgp, 3148 nucleotides. RefSeq lists its product as uncharacterized. Gene Ontology annotation, molecular function: protein binding. The record is from RefSeq and is a predicted model, not a curated record. Lineage: Eukaryota; Fungi; Ascomycota; Eurotiomycetes; Onygenales; Onygenaceae.